Messenger RNA from Ilyonectria robusta, 1554 nucleotides. RefSeq lists its product as uncharacterized. The coding region runs from base 337 to 1548 and encodes 403 amino acids. Gene Ontology annotation, molecular function: DNA-binding transcription factor activity; transcription cis-regulatory region binding. The transcript is spliced from 6 exons. Gene Ontology annotation, cellular component: nucleus. Gene Ontology annotation, biological process: positive regulation of transcription by RNA polymerase II. NCBI's taxonomy places the organism in Eukaryota, Fungi, Ascomycota, Sordariomycetes, Hypocreales, Nectriaceae. The record is from RefSeq and is a predicted model, not a curated record.
GCUGGAAGCCACGACGCAGAUGCAUCAUGCGACAGGUGCAUCGCGCUCGCAGAGACGUGCAUCCCGUGUGACAACACGCGAUUCAAACACCAUUCGAAUGAGUUUUCCGCUUCUGAACACCAGCAGUGGGUCAAGUACCCCAGUCGAGUGCGCUUCGUCGACGAGACUGGAGACCUGGAGGCCAUCUACAACCCCAACGACAACUCCCCCGCGCUGGGUUUCGCCUUUGAUUCCCCCACGGGGGUGUCCCACAGCACUGUCCCGACUCCACAGCCAACAGAACCCACAGAGCCAGCGGGACAUCGCCAUGCCGUCACUCAUCGGGGGAGGAGAGACAUGGCCCGGAGCAACUCCCCGUUUAUGGAAGAGCGGGCCUUGUCGGCUCUCCCUCUUGGGUCUCGACUCGGGCUCUACAGCGAGGCUGAUCCGUAUGAGGGCUCCUGCUUCCCCCUUCAGAGCAUGCAGGAGGCUAGGUUGAUGAAGUACUACCUCGAGUACAUGUGCACUUGGUUUGAUCUUUGCGAUGCCUCGCGACGCUUUGCACUCGAGGUGCCCAGGCGUGCAAUGUCAUGCCCUACGCUGCUCAAUGCCAUCUUUGCACUCUCCAGUCGACACUUGAGCAUCAUGCACGAGCAGUUUGACGAGUACGCCUCGACCCGCUACCACCAAAACUGUCUUCACCAGUUGUCCAGCAUCUCCAGCGACUCUUCCGCCCUGAACAACGACGACCUGCUCGCGGCCACCAUCCUCCUGCGAACCCUGGAAGAACUGGAUGUUCCGCUGCUGGGCACCGACCACGAGGGCCACUUGCUUGGCAUCCAAGUAUUCAUGAACGCGCAAGACUCAACGGCCGUGGCCACCGGAAUGAGAAAGGCAGCGUUCUGGAUCGGUCUACGCCAGGAGGUGACGAUGGCAUUUGCCAGCCAGCGCUCCAUCAAGAUCUCGCUCAGCCACAACUUCAUCGACCAGUCCUUUACCGAGGCCAGCGACGAUGUGUGGGCGAACCGCAUCAUCGUGCACUGCGCCAACGUCAUUGAAUUCUGCUUCGGCGACGGCGACCAAAAGGCAAGCGAGUACCAAGCCUUGAAGGAAUACGACGACGGAUGGCUGCAUUCUCGGCCCUCGUCCUUCCUGCCCCUAGCCUUCGGCCCAGCAGAUCCGAGUUCCGGGAACAAAUUCCCCCAGAUUGUUUACAUGAAUCACGCCGUGGUUAUCGGCGUCGCCCACGGCAUCCUGGCACGCUCUCUUCUGCUGUGCUACGACCCAACACUCCCCAAACUCGGGCCAGCGCGCAUGAUUGCGCAGCAGCGGCGCGAAGAAGAGGUUCAGGACGAGAUUCGACAGCUCUGCGGGAUUGCGCUGUCGAAUCGGGGCACGAUUCCCGCCAUGUUCACGGCGUCUCUGGGGAUCGCAUCGUGCGGAGAUAGAUUUAGCCGCGACGACGAGCGCACCGCGUUGCUGGACGUUCUCAUCAAAACCGAGACAGAGCACUUCUGGCCGACGGCGGGCGCGCAGAUCAGCUUGAAAAGAGCCUGGGGCUGGGACUAAGACACG